UAGGAAGGGGAGAAAGAACACGUCGGUUGUUAAAGCAGGGGAGGAAGAGAUACCUGCCCUAUAGCGUAACUCCUCUAGAAAUUAAUAUAUACACAUCACAGUAUUUUAAUAAAUCCCUAAAAUGUCGAGAUAUGUACAAGAUCUUAGCAAAGCCAUGUCUCAGGAUGGUGCUUCUCAGUUCCAAGAAGUCAUUCGACAAGAGCUAGAAUUAUCUGUGAAGAAGGAACUGGAAAAAAUACUUACCACAGCGCCAUCACAUGAGUUUGAGCACACUAAAAAAGACCUUGAUGGAUUUCGGAAGCUAUUCCAUCGAUUUUUGCAAGAAAAGGGACCUUCUGUGGAUUGGGGGAAAAUCCAGAGACCUCCAGAAGAUUCGAUUCAGCCCUAUGAAAAGAUAAAGGCCAGAGGCUUACCUGAUAAUAUAUCUUCUGUACUAAAUAAGCUGGUGGUGGUGAAACUCAAUGGUGGUUUGGGAACCAGCAUGGGCUGCAAAGGUCCGAAAAGUCUGAUUGGUGUGAGGAAUGAGAAUACCUUUUUGGAUCUGACCGUUCAGCAAAUUGAACAUUUGAACAAAACCUACAAUACAGAUGUUCCUCUUGUUCUAAUGAACUCUUUUAACACGGAUGAAGAUACAAAAAAAAUACUACAGAAGUACAAUCAUUGUCGUGUGAAAAUCUACACUUUUAAUCAAAGCAGGUACCCGAGGAUUAAUAAGGAAUCUUUACUGCCUGUAGCAAAGGAUGUCUCGUACUCAGGGGAAAAUACAGAAGCUUGGUACCCUCCAGGUCACGGUGAUAUUUACGCCAGUUUCUACAACUCUGGUUUGCUUGACACCCUUAUAGGAGAAGGCAAAGAGUAUAUUUUUGUGUCCAACAUAGAUAAUCUGGGUGCCACUGUGGAUCUUUAUAUUCUUAAUCAUCUAAUGAACCCACCCAAUGGGAAACCCUGUGAAUUUGUCAUGGAAGUCACAAAUAAAACACGUGCAGAUGUAAAGGGUGGGACCCUCACUCAGUAUGAAGGCAAACUGAGACUGGUGGAAAUCGCUCAAGUGCCAAAAGCACAUGUUGAUGAGUUCAAGUCUGUAUCAAAAUUCAAAAUAUUUAACACAAACAACCUAUGGAUCUCUCUUGCGGCAGUUAAAAGACUGCAAGAGCAGAAUGCUAUUGAUAUGGAAAUCAUCGUGAAUCCAAAGACUUUGGAUGGAGGCCUGAAUGUCAUUCAGUUAGAAACUGCAGUAGGGGCUGCCAUUAAAAGUUUUGAGAACUCUCUAGGUAUUAAUGUUCCUAGGAGCCGUUUUCUACCUGUCAAAACCACAUCAGAUCUCUUGCUUGUGAUGUCAAACCUCUAUAGCCUUAAUGCAGGAUCUUUGACAAUGAGUGAAAAGAGGGAAUUUCCUACAGUACCCUUGGUUAAAUUAGGCAGUUCUUUUACAAAGGUUCAGGAUUAUCUAAGGAGAUUUGAAAGUAUACCAGAUAUGCUUGAAUUGGAUCACCUCACAGUUUCAGGAGAUGUGACAUUUGGCAAGAAUGUUUCACUAAAGGGAACAGUUAUCAUCAUUGCAAAUCAUGGUGACCGAAUUGACAUCCCACCUGGAGCAGUAUUAGAGAACAAGAUUGUAUCUGGGAACCUUCGGAUCUUGGACCACUGAAAUGAAAAAAAAAAAUACUGUGUACACUUCAUACUAAUUAUGGGCUAAACAGUUUCUUAACGAUGAAAUGUUCUCUAGGAUUCUAAAAUUGGCAGGUACUUUACUAUGUUACUGUACCCUGCAGUGUUAAUUUUUAAAGUAGAGUUUGCAAUAUGCUUUUAGUCCAAGAAAAGCACAGUUGGAAGCAAUACUUUUCUUUAAUGAGGAUCCUGAAAGUUCAUCUUACAGUGCAAUAUUGUUUAAUCUUAAAACUGGGGCAGCUCUGCUGGAACAUCUUUGAACAGAGGCCUCAAUGAUGGUCACUUUGAAUUGCUUGUGAUUUAAAAAAUAAAGCUGUGAGGCAA
Felis catus (domestic cat) is the source of this 1992-nucleotide messenger RNA. It is a transcript of the gene UGP2, whose product is annotated as UDP-glucose pyrophosphorylase 2. The coding region runs from base 122 to 1648 and encodes 508 amino acids. Gene Ontology annotation, molecular function: UTP:glucose-1-phosphate uridylyltransferase activity. Gene Ontology annotation, biological process: UDP-alpha-D-glucose metabolic process; glycogen metabolic process. Gene Ontology annotation, cellular component: cytoplasm. NCBI's taxonomy places the organism in Eukaryota, Metazoa, Chordata, Mammalia, Carnivora, Felidae. The record is from RefSeq and is a predicted model, not a curated record. The transcript is spliced from 10 exons.